Molecule: messenger RNA, 1866 nt
Organism: Sordaria macrospora k-hell
Lineage: Eukaryota; Fungi; Ascomycota; Sordariomycetes; Sordariales; Sordariaceae
Source: RefSeq, a predicted model, not a curated record
AUGUCCUCUACUCUCGACGAGCUCCUCCAGGACUUCGAGGACUCUGGCUCCGAGGCCGGCGGCGAGGAGUAUGGCGAUGGUCUUCUAGACGAUGGUGUUGUUCCGGCUGGAAACUCAGGCGUGGACGACGCACACGUACCACUCAACGAUGAGGACGUGGAUGAAGGCAUGGGUGAGGGUGAAGAUAAAGACGAGGCUAUGGGUGGCGUCGGAGCCGACGACUCAAAUGCUGUUGAAGAUCCCGAGGAAGCAAAGGCGAAGGUUGAGAAGAUGCACUUAGGAGGAGUGCGGGACGUCCGAACUGUCGCUACUCUUAUGAAUUCUCUGAAGCCAGUACUCGAGGUUAGUCCCCUAAUACCCCUUCGCGGUGCUCCCUUUGAACAUGGAAAAGCGUUUACAUCUUUUCUGAGCAAUAGCCCUGACAGUCUGGAUCGAACGUUGCAGAAAAUCGCACAUUACCAAGCACAACCCGCGCAGGCCAACGAUUUUGGCCAUGUCGAAGACCACCCGGAAUACAACCUCUUGACGAACGCCAAUAGGCUGUCUACUUUGAUAGACAGCGAGGUGGCGCUUGUCCACAAGUUUGUGAGGGACCACUUCUCCGCCAGAUUCGCCGCGCUCGAGUCGCUAUUACCGAACCCUAUCGAAUACUGCAAGGUCGUUGCAAUCCUGGGCAAUUCUCCGAUGGACUCGGAGAGCAUGAAGGCGCUCCAACUUUCCACCGACAACCCCUUGGGUUUAAGUCUCAAGUCGGUUCUGGAUGGGCCAACACUGAUGAUUGUCACGGUGGAAGCUACGGUUUCCAAAGGCCAAUUUCUGGGCGAGGAGGAGGUUCAGCGCGUCACAGAAGCGUGCUUGAUGGUGGUCGAGCUUGACAAGGCCAAGAAGACCCUCACUGACAGCACAGCUCCUCAACCAGGCUGGUGGUCUUACUGGUCUUUCCAAAACCCCGGCCUGCAACCUCCCGGCUUGGGUUCUAAGAAGCAGACAAGCUCUGCUCUCGCUACCAACGUCGGUAUCAGACAGCAGGGUUUCAUCUAUCAGUCAGACAUCGUUCGUGGGAUCCCAACAGACCUGAAGAAGCAGGCGAUGAAGAUGUUUGCCAACAAGAUUGUCAUGUGCGCGCGCACCGACUGCUUCCACCAGUUCAGGGAUGGAUCAGAAGGCGAGCGACUGAAGGACGAGUGCCUGGACCGCCUGGAUAAGCUGCAGCAAAAGCCGAACAGCAAGGGCGCGCGCGCUCUCCCGGCACCCGACGACAAGCCGAGCAGGAAGCGUGGUGGCCGACGAGCUCGUAAAGCCAAGGAGGCUACGGCCAUGACGGAGCUGCGCAAGGCUCAGAACCGCAUGGCAUUUGGCAAGGAGGAAAAUGAAGUUGGUUAUGGUCAAGGCGAUUCCACUGCCGGCAUGGGCAUGAUCGGUCAGCGCGACGAUGGACGUCUGCGGGUCACGCAAAUCGACCAGCGCACGCGUGCCAAGCUCAGUGCGAAGAGCAAGGGCUGGGGUGGUGCCAGCUCGCUCAAUGGCGGCGCUGCAUCAUCUCUCAGAGGACUUACCGCCGGCGGCAGCGGCAUCGGUAACAUCAGUCUGGCUGCCAGCAAGGGCUUGCGGACAUCAGGCGUCGGUACCACGGUCGGCAGUGCCACGGCCGGUACGGUAUCGUCGUUGGCGUUUACACCCAUGCAAGGCCUGGAACUCGUUGAUCCAAAGGUUCAGUCCGAGCUGAGCAGGAAGCGCAAAGCAGAUGAGGAUCGCUGGUUCAAGGGUGGUACAUUUACCCAGGUUGGCAACUCGGGUGGUGGUGGUGAAUUCAAGAAGCCUGCAUUGCCCGCAGCCAAGAGACAAGAUACCGGAGCGACGAAGUGA